Molecule: messenger RNA, 1941 nt
Organism: Pseudovirgaria hyperparasitica
Lineage: Eukaryota; Fungi; Ascomycota; Dothideomycetes; Acrospermales; Acrospermaceae
Product: cyclophilin-like protein
Exons: 1
Coding region: 201-1736 (511 amino acids)
Biological process (GO): protein folding; protein peptidyl-prolyl isomerization
Cellular component (GO): catalytic step 2 spliceosome
Molecular function (GO): peptidyl-prolyl cis-trans isomerase activity
Source: RefSeq, a predicted model, not a curated record
ACAAAAGAAAUAGACAGCAUCCCGCCAAGGUACAAGACCCUGGUGACGUCGUGUCACUUGGUGCGCUAGGAGAAGCUUGGCUUGGCGAUCCAACAACACGUUCGCGAAAGUUGCACCGUGACAGGAGCAACUCCAGUGCUCUCGCGUCGCAACAAGCAAGUCACCCAGACGCAUCUGGUCAGACCGUCUAAGCUGCAAUCAUGGCUAGCACCUACAAUGUCGAGCCACAGCCAACGGCCAAAGUCCUCCUCCAGACUACGACUGGUGAUAUUGAGCUCGAGCUGUUCGCGAAACAAAUACCCAAAGCGUCGCGAAACUUCCUGCAGCACUGCCUCGAUGGCUACUAUGAUGGUACAAUAUUCCAUCGACUAGUUCCAAACUUCGUCAUUCAAGGGGGCGACCCAACAGGAACCGGCCAAGGCGGCGAGAGUAGUUUUGACGGCGAGCCAUUCGAAGAUGAAUUCCACAGCAGGCUGAAGUUCAACAGGAGGGGUCUCUUGGGUAUGGCAAAUACUGGCAAAGAUGACAAUGGUAGUCAAUUCUUCAUUACACUGGCACCGACCCCGGAGCUCCAGAAGACGAAUACUAUGUUUGGACGGGUGGUAGGAGAUACGAUUUACAAUGUUAUGAAGAUGGGCGAUGCGGAUUUGGUAGCAGACUCAGAUCGACCAUUAUAUCCGCAGAAGAUUACCGGUACGGAAAUCUUACUUAACCCUUUCAGUGAUAUGGUCAAAAGAGUUAGAGUUGCUCAGCGGACAAUCGAAGAGAAAAAGGAGAAGAAGAAACCGAAGAGGAAAGCUGGGAAAGCUCUACUUAGCUUUACUGGGGACGAGGGUGAAGAGGACGUUGCCGUCCCUGUUCCCAAAAAGCCCAAGUUCAAUCCAAAGCUGGUCAGCGGUGGAGGAGAGACCCCCGAGAAAUGGAACAACACCUCAAUCCCCAAAGCACCUGACGUGCCAAAACCUGCCAAAACUCACGAAAAGCCAAAAACAAAUUCAAAAGCUCCUUUACGAUCGCCCACUCCUCCGCCAGAUCGCGCAAGGGCAGUCACGCAAUCUACGCAACCUCAAUCUAUCUCCUCCUCCCGUUCUCCCACUCCCGAGCCUACUCGCAAGUCUGCACUAGAACGCACAAACGAGCAGAUAGCAGCGCUUAAACAAUCAAUGAAGCGCAACACCAAUGUCGUACUAGGAGAACCUAGGAAGAAGUCAGCGCUUGAGGAAUUUAUCCCAGUGACUGCCACACGAGGUCGAAAGCGGCGACAAGGUGGAGCAGCAGUAGAAGAGAAGGGCGCAUUGGCUAUAUUAGCAGCUUUCAAAUCCAAGCUUGAUGCAACACCUGCAUCAGCCCCGAGUUCUGUGACAGCCGACCCAGAGCGUGAACCGCAGCAGAACGGCUCCGCGAAUAACAAUGGUAAUACUGCAGAUGAUGAUGAGGCACAUCUCUGUGACUUACAUUUUAUUGCGAAUUGUCAGUCUUGCUCGUCGUGGGAUAAGGAAGAUGCCAAGGACGACGCGGAAGACGAUGAUGCCAAUUGGAUGGGACAUGCACUGACGUUCGAUAAAGACCGAUUAGGGAAAGACUUAGAAUGGAAACGGAAAAACGAAGAGGAACUUGUGGUUAUUGAUCCUCGAGAGAAAGCCCGGGAAUUGAAAGAAGGAAAGAGAGGGCGAGACGAUAGAGGGAAUCGAGGGCGAGAAAAAGGAAGCCAUAGAGGUGGACGAGACCGGAGGUAGAUAAUAACUACAGAGGGCACAGAUUUCGCAAUAUAAAGGUAUCUAUAUAUUCACGCAUCAUAACUUUAAGAUACCCUACACUAGUUGUAGGGGCGGGCUGGACAAGGUAGCUUGCUCAUCUCACUAAGAGACAUUUGAUCACAAGUCACAGGCAAUCGCUCAUUAACGUCGUAUCGUUGGACUUCAGAGGUUAGAUCGAGACAUG